Molecule: messenger RNA, 195 nt
Organism: Funneliformis caledonium
Lineage: Eukaryota; Fungi; Glomeromycota; Glomeromycetes; Glomerales; Glomeraceae
Source: the annotation of a GenBank genome assembly
AUGUCUGGUCGUCAAGGCGGUAAAUUAAAGCCACUUAAACAAGGCAAGAAGAAAUCAACAGAUGUGGAUGAUGCUGACCUCGAAUUCAAGAAAAAGCAACAAGAAGAAGCUAAAAAAUUAAAAGAGUUAAAAGAAAAGGCUAAACAAGGUGGACCGCUUGUCGGUGGUGGUAUUAAGAAGUCUGGUAAAAAAUAA